UAAUCAAUUCGUACCGAGUGUUCGUAUCAAGAUGGACGCAGUUCUACCGGCUCUAGGCGAUCGCGUGUUCAAAGCGGAUUACAUAAAAAAGAAACGACUGAGAAAGGGUAAAUCCCAGUACUUGGUAAAAUGGAAGGGGUAUUCAUCGAAGGAGUGUACGUGGGAACCAGAAGAAAAUAUUUUGGAUCCUCUCCUCAUCAAGGAAUACAUAGAACGACCUUACUCUCGGCGUCUGGGCAGGCGGAGGCUGUGCGAGGUGUCGAAGCGAGUGCCACUUACUACACUAUAUCCCUAUACCCCUUCCUCCCCCGAAGAGACCAACAACAACCUACCAAUAGACCUGUUCCCGUUUGAUAGACAAGACACAAGCGAGGAAGCCAAAGGUCCUGAUGAUGGAUACCUAACCGAAGAUGCACAUAUAAAGCUGGGGUCGGUUGGGAGUGACCGAGGUACAGAUGAAACACCCGCGAAUGAAGUACGUACACAGCAGUGCGCCGUGUGUAACAACGGCAAUCAUUACACCAUCCCUGGAACAUGUUCAUGUGAAGGUCAACGUCGAGACAGGAACUUCUUUGAUUGGGUAUCGCAGACCCGUGCGUUUCACGCGACACAACUCCAGGACAAAGAUCUUUGUGACAAAUCUGAUGACCAGUUCUCUGAUGAGUCGACAGUGAAGUAUGUAUCAGAUGACGAUAUGACAUGUGGUUAUCGAUCAGAUAGUGUGAGCGACGAGGAGAUGGAAGUUUUACCUGCCCCUCCCUCGCCUUCCCAUUAUGAAACAUCAGUGGAAGAAGAUCCCCCGGCAGAUGAAUUACUUGUUACCAAUGUUACUUGUAACGAAAUCACGGUAACAUUCAUCGAAAGUCCCACGAAGGCAGGCUUUUUCAAGGAGGGUCGUGAGGAAGGUCCGACGGGAUAGAAAAUGGGGUUGAUGAUAUUCCUUAAACAAUAGCCCAUGUGCUAAACAAAAGAGGACCAAAGUUGCCACGCCCACUUUUGCUUUUCAGCAGACAAAGUUUGAGUGGCACUAAAAGUUUCCCUUCGAAUUCGUGUUCAGUCAUACAGGUUUCCAUUUUCUGUUACGUACAUGUAGUCGUGCACCCUUCUGUAAUGCCGAUGUUCUCUAGUGACCAGUACAUGUGUGUGAGGGGAUGAAGACGAGUCCAGUGUCUGGACGAACCACGGCGGAGAUGGUGUUGCACUGGUCAGCUUAGCUCCUGUAGUUUGUGUUGAGGUGGCCUGACAGGUCGCUCGGACCAAUGUUUUUAGAAGACAAGUGCAAUAUUGAUCUGGCUGCGUGACGUAAUACCGGUACAGCCAGAUAUAUACAUGCGUCAUGGAUUAAUGACUGUAACGCAAGUCUUGAUGAAUGGUGCCAUGAUCGGCGGGAGAUUUUACUUUUUUAUUGUUAAUACUUAAUAAUGUUAUUAAAGGUGAAACAGAUGCAAUGGAAA
Messenger RNA from Ylistrum balloti, 1454 nucleotides. RefSeq names its product chromobox protein homolog 7-like. NCBI's taxonomy places the organism in Eukaryota, Metazoa, Mollusca, Bivalvia, Pectinida, Pectinidae. The record is from RefSeq and is a predicted model, not a curated record. The transcript has 5 exons. Bases 32 to 919 code for a protein of 295 amino acids.